Molecule: messenger RNA, 927 nt
Organism: Penicillium daleae
Lineage: Eukaryota; Fungi; Ascomycota; Eurotiomycetes; Eurotiales; Aspergillaceae
Product: SDR family oxidoreductase
Exons: 1
Coding region: 1-927 (308 amino acids)
Source: RefSeq, a predicted model, not a curated record
AUGCACGUCUUCGUCACUGGUGCAACUGGCUUCAUUGGCCAAGCCGUGGUCCAGGAGCUUCUCGACGCUGGCCACAGCGUUGUCGGCCUGGCUCGUUCAGAUGCAUCGGCAGCUGCUUUGAAGUCCAAGGGCGCUGAUGUGAUCCAAGGCUCUCUUGAAGAUAUUGAGGCAGUCAAGAAGGGUGCCUCUGAGUCGGAUGGUGUUAUCAAUCUCGCUUUCAACCACGACUUCACCAAAUUCGCAGAGAAUGCCAAGGUCGAGUACGCGGCUAUCAUGGCCAUGGGCGACGUUCUGGCAGGAUCUAACCGUCCCAUGGUUCUCGCAUCCGGCACUAUGAUGCUGCCAAAGGGUGAGCUCGUCACUGAGGAUACGGGCCCCGACAUGACCUCUGCCGUGAAUGUUCGUGCAUCGACUGAACAGGAAGUGGCCACACUUGCGUCUCGAGGCGUGCGUGCGACUGCCGUUCGACUUGCACCCACAGUCCACGGAGACAACGAUCAUGGGUUCAUCUACCGGAUUGCCCAAGUGGCACUCGCGAAAGGAGAAUCAAUCUAUAUUGGCGAGGGCCUCAACCGAUGGCCUGCCGUUCAUCGCCACGAUGCGGCACGUCUCUUCCGCCUCGCUCUCGAAAAGGGCGUUGCAGGCACCAGAUAUCAUGCUGUGGGCGAGGAAGGUGUGAAGAUGAAGGACAUUGCGGAAGCGAUUGGCAACUUGGCCGGUCUUCCAACUUCUUCCAAGACAUUUGAGCAAGCUGCGGUGCAUUUUGGUGGCGACUUCAUGGGCUUUGUCAUCAGCGCCGACAACCCAUCGUCUAGCGAGAAGACUCAGGAGCAGCUGGGAUGGACUCCUACUGGGCCGACUUUGCUCACUGAUAUUAAAGCUGGAGUCUAUACCAAAGUAGAGUCAGCUAGUGCCAUCGCAGUUUGA